Messenger RNA from Carassius gibelio (silver crucian carp), 1723 nucleotides. It is a transcript of the gene pold2, whose product is annotated as polymerase (DNA directed), delta 2, regulatory subunit. The transcript has 11 exons. Gene Ontology annotation, biological process: DNA replication; DNA strand elongation involved in DNA replication. The record is from RefSeq and is a predicted model, not a curated record. Lineage: Eukaryota; Metazoa; Chordata; Actinopteri; Cypriniformes; Cyprinidae. Bases 214 to 1617 code for a protein of 467 amino acids. Gene Ontology annotation, cellular component: delta DNA polymerase complex. Gene Ontology annotation, molecular function: DNA binding.
ACUCGCGUCACAUUUUCGUAGAGGUCAUAGGUGAAAUAUUUAGCGGGAGAUACCAAAAAUCAACAGAGUAGUUCUGCCUGGAUUUUUGUUAUUAAUUUAGUUUACUUUAUCAUCUAAUCAAUCUAGAUUUACAAUAUAUUGUAGAAAAUUACCAGCAAAUAAGAAGCAAGUUGUUUACUCGAUCAUUUAACGUCCAGAAACGUGUCUUCAGUCAUGUUCUCAGACGUGCUCGCGCCGAAGGAGACGCUGUUGUCCGCUCCAGGCUCCGAGGAACCGGUGUUUGAGCGUCAGCAGCUCUCGUACAGCGGCUGCUCGGACAGAUUCCGCCUCGGAGAGCGCAGCUUCAGCCGCCAGUACGCGCACAUCUACGCCACCAGACUCAUGCAGAUGAGAGACAUCCUCAACGACAGAGCCGCGCACACGUGGGGCGGGGUCGUGCCCAUCAGGAAGCUGUGUGACCUGCAGAUGGGUGAACAGUGUAUAAUAGUGGGCACCAUCUUCAAAAACAUGGAGCUGCAGCCUUCCAUCCUGAAGGAGAUCAGUGAGGAGCACAAUCUGUUGCCCCAGCCACCUCGGUCCAAAUACAUUAGCCAAUCCGAUGAGCUUAUUUUGGAGGAUGAGCUGCAGAGGAUUAAACUGGAAGGCAACAUCGACACACCCAAGUUUGUAACAGGCAGUGUAAUUGCCAUCAUGGGUGCAGAGAAGAAUGAUGGGAAGUUCACUGUUGAAGAUUUCUGCAUGGCCGACCUUCCUCCACAGACACCCAGACCGUCUCUCAGCUCAGACAGGUUUGUACUUCUUGCCUCUGGCCUGGGGUUGAACGGCAGCAGAGCAGACAGCAUGAUGGGAUUGCAGCUUCUGGUGGAUAUGGUAACUGGACAGCUUGGCGAUGAGGGGGAGCAGAGCGGAGCAGCAUCCAUCUCUAGAGUCAUACUAGCUGGAAACCUGCUGAGUCAAAGCACUCAGGACAAAGACUCAACAACCAAGGCAAAGUACCUGACUAAGAAGACUCAGGCUGGGAGUGUGGAGGCUAUCAGACUGCUGGACGAGCUUCUAAUGCAGCUAGUGGCCUCUGUUCCUGUAGAUGUCAUGCCUGGACAGUAUGACCCAACAAACUACACUCUUCCCCAGCAGCCUCUGCACCGCUGCAUGUUCCCUCUCUCUGUGCCCUUCCCCACCCUGCAGCUGGUCAGCAACCCUUACCAAGCUGUGGUAGAUGGUAUCCGGUUCUUGGGCACAGCAGGACAGAACAUCAGUGAUAUUGUGAAGUACAGCAGCAUGGAUGAUCAUCUGGAAAUAUUGGAGAGCACACUGAGACUCCGCCAUCUGGCUCCCACUGCUCCGGACACACUAGGUUGUUACCCGUUCUAUCAGAAAGACCCCUUUAUUAUGGAAGAGUGUCCUCAUGUGUACUUCAGUGGAAAUGCACCAAGUUACCAAUGUAAACGAGUCACAGGACCUGAAGGACAAGAGGUUCUCCUAGUAGCAAUCCCAGAGUUCAGCAGCACACAGACGGCCUGUCUUGUGAACCUGCGCACCUUAGAGUGUGAGCCUGUCUGCUUCUCCUCUUUUUCCACAGAGGAUGAGGAGGAUACUGAGAUGAACAUCAGCCAUUAAACACUCGCUUAUCAACAUCUGACCCUCGUUCCUGUAGACUGUCCAACAAAGACUUGUUUCUGUUGUUGUGUUGUUUGUUAAUAAAGCUCUCUCUUUUGUAUGGAAA